Molecule: messenger RNA, 2367 nt
Organism: Coccinella septempunctata (seven-spotted ladybird)
Lineage: Eukaryota; Metazoa; Arthropoda; Insecta; Coleoptera; Coccinellidae
Product: E3 ubiquitin-protein ligase TRIP12-like
Exons: 6
Coding region: 1-2367 (788 amino acids)
Biological process (GO): protein polyubiquitination; proteasome-mediated ubiquitin-dependent protein catabolic process
Molecular function (GO): ubiquitin protein ligase activity
Source: RefSeq, a predicted model, not a curated record
AUGGUGCAGAAGUUCCUCACCAAGUUCUUUAAGGAUCUGCCAAGAACGAAUCGGCCAGAAGAUGUCACAUUUAGGGAUGACAUAAUCACGUAUGUGCGUGAUAUCUAUGGCCGAUUGAUAAACGAACCAGAGCUCGUGAACGCGAUAACAUCAUCCGACUAUCUAAGAGAAAUCUAUGAUAUGAUGGAUAAAGAAGUUUUUGGACUACUGGACAGUCAUAAAAUAAUGGAGGCAUUAUCUAUUAUUGCUGUCCAUAGUGACUCAAAUUCGCAGGAUCUUAUCGAGAUGGGAAUCGCUAAGACUCUGUUUGCCCUUUACGAGAAAUUCCAUACAAACACUGAGACGCAUAAACUGGAUAUCGUCACACUUGCGUGGUCUCUGAUGCCAAAUCUCCCAGAAAGAUAUAAAAUAAACAACUUGAUGAGGGAGGCGGCAAUCAGAAAUUUAAAGACCACCCAAUGGCAAAGGGAGGUAGAGAGAAAUGUUUGGAUUCCCUUUGCCCCUAGAGUGAACGACGAGAUUGAAAUUUGCCGCCGAAGGACCAAAAAGGAUAAGCUUCUCAUAAUCGAAUCGGGUUCGAUAUGUGAAGUAUUUAUCGAUAAGAUGCAACAUUUGGACCAUUCGAAUGGUAGAGUAACGAGCAUCAAAUGGAAGAAGAGAAAAGUGUAUGAGGUCCUCAAAUUGAAGAAGACGAAGAAAAGUACAAAAUACCGUUUGAAAACCAAUUUUGUACAUUUCGCCUUCUUGUUAGUCGGCAAAAGAUUCUAUGGUUGUCACUAUGACGUCGAUCGAUAUCAGUGUUUGGAAGUUCUACUGUCUUUGGUCAUGAAUAUGACAAGAGAGCAACACGACCGAAUAGUACCCAGCACUAAAAAUUGCGGGGUGGUGGAAACUGUGAGAAAUUUGGAGUGGGUGAUACAUACUUGGAAGGACAGUGACAUCGGAUUAUUAGCGUUGGAAGUUAUUGCAGAAUUACUUACAAACUUUCCCGACAUAUAUGAAGAACCCUGCAGAAAGGAAGGAGUACAAUCUAUAGUGGAAUCCACUUUCAAAGAAAAAGUUGAGGCAAUAGAUUUGGUAAGAUACAUACAACAGUCAGAAGCGUUGCAGGCAAUAGAUUUGGUAAGAUACAUACAACAGUCAGAAGCAGCAACCUCUGUGUUUGUUACCCUACCCAGACGUCCAGUAGGUUUAUGCGAAGCAUUGGAAGACAUCAAAAUAAUUUUUGAGAACACCGAGCUGUCACUUUACGAGAUACGUGCAUCAGGUGCAGUAUCUAAACUACACAGAAUUCUUACAGAAAUGUCAUACCACGAAGAUUUCUACGAUAAAUUAAGGACUUUCUUGAAUGUGUUCGCAAAUUUACCUAAAGAAAAAAAUGCUACAGUUGUCGAGAUAGUGUCUAAUACAUUUGAGAGAGCUGUGGGCAUUUUGAAUGAUAUCAUAAAACAAUGCUCUCAAUUCAAAGGCACUUUGACAACUAAUUAUCCCAUAAAAUAUAUCUAUGCAGCUGGGGUCAGAACAAUUGGAAAAUUGAGCAGAAAAACAUUACGAAUUACUAUCCGGUCAUCAGAAAAUGAGUCGAUAGUGUUCAACAAUUCAGUAUUUCCAUUCACCACCAUUCAGUACCUAGAAUCUUAUCUACUGCAUGUAAUGAGUGGUUAUAGAGAUUAUAAACAAUGGAACGAAUCGAUCGAGGGAAAAAUUGAGCUGUACCUAAAUGAAUGUCCUCUACCUCCCCACCUGACUGUACUAGAAGCCGUACGUCUAUACCAGAGUUUCCCCCUGUCAAACAUUUUCGAACACGAUCACGUUUUCACAUACAAAGUCAGAAAUGUCGGUUUAUCUUGUCCGAACACUAUGGAACAUUUGGAACCGAAACGUUACCCACUAGAAAGCCACUUCAGAAGAAUGAUUAAUCUAGGCGACGAAGAAUAUUAUGAUCAAGCACUGCAUUUAUUACAAAUCUUUUAUGGAUUGAAUAGAUAUUGGGCCUCUUUGUAUUCCUCGUUGGAACACAAAUUCAUUAUUGACAUGAAUGUGUUUGUAAAUCCUACCAUCGACAAUGCGAUGUAUAACACAUUGAUAGACCCUUUCAACGCAGUUGUGCAAAACUACCCCGAAUGGAUGAACGUAGUCGCUCGUUGUCCGUUCCUUUUAUCCCUUAACACUAGGAAACUAGCAUUCAGGGUGUUGUCUUUGGACAGACAUCGAGCCCUGAGAAGCGUGAUGGAAUAUUAUAAGGCAUAUUCCGCAGCUCUGUUAUUUGAUAACCGAUAUCCGUUGAUCCAAGUGGACAGAACGCGUGUUCUGGAUCAGUUUCAUGAGGUGAGACCAAUUUUAGGAUUUCGAAUAGAAAAUUGUUAG